Molecule: messenger RNA, 1574 nt
Organism: Quercus robur (English oak)
Lineage: Eukaryota; Viridiplantae; Streptophyta; Magnoliopsida; Fagales; Fagaceae
Product: serine--glyoxylate aminotransferase
Exons: 6
Coding region: 244-1449 (401 amino acids)
Cellular component (GO): peroxisome
Molecular function (GO): L-alanine:glyoxylate transaminase activity; L-serine:pyruvate transaminase activity
Source: RefSeq, a predicted model, not a curated record
AUAGAAAAUGUUUUGAUUGGCUCUCCCGCGCUCUUACUAUAAAAUCAAAAGUCCUCUUAUGUCAAGGUUGAGAAUUCAGACUUGUGAGUUCUCUCUGCAAAAGUUAGAUUGAGAGAGAGCAAAUCCAGCACAGAACAUAUUCAGGGAAAGAAGAUUCUCUUCCAGUUGAUGUGUUUUGGCACUCAAACGUGCCAAGAAAUUUGUUAGGAUUCAAUUCCAUACUGAUAUUUCAAGGGGGGAAAGAUGGACUAUGUGUAUGGACCAGGAAGGAACCAUCUCUUUGUUCCGGGGCCAGUCAAUAUCCCGGAACCUGUCAUUCGGGCCAUGAACAGAAACAAUGAGGAUUACCGCUCUCCAGCAGUCCCAGCAUUGACAAAAACUCUGCUUGAGGAUGUGAAGAAGAUUUUCAAGACUACUUCUGGAACCCCAUUUCUGAUCCCUACCACUGGUACUGGUGCAUGGGAGAGUGCACUUACUAACACAUUGUCUCCUGGAGAUCGGACUAUAUCUUUCCUCAUUGGUCAAUUCAGUCUGCUCUGGAUUGAUCAGCAGCAGCGCCUUAACUUCAAUGUUGAUGUCAUCGAAAGUGAAUGGGGCCAAGGUGCCAACCUAGACAUUCUGGCAUCAAAACUUGCAGCAGAUGGUGCACACACUAUAAAGGCAAUUUGCAUUGUUCACAAUGAGACAGCAACCGGGGUUACUAAUGACUUGUCUAAAGUGAGGAAACUCCUUGAUGAGUACAGGCACCCAGCCCUCUUUCUUGUUGAUGGAGUGUCAUCCAUAUGUGCUCUUGAUUUUCGUAUGGACGAAUGGGGAAUAGAUGUGGCUUUAACUGGAUCUCAGAAAGCUCUUUCUCUUCCCACUGGGAUGGGAAUUGUGUGUGCAAGCCCUAAAGCUCUAGAGGCAUCUAAAACUGCAAGAUCAGUUAGAGUUUUCUUUGACUGGAAAGAUUACUUGAAGUUCUACAAAAUGGGAACAUUUUGGCCAUACACCCCUUCCAUUCAACUGUUGUAUGGACUGAGAGCUGCUCUGGAUCUCAUUUUUGAGGAAGGACUUGAAAAUGUGAUUGCAAGGCAUAGCCGUCUUGGCCAUGCAACAAGGCUGGCUGUGGAGGCUUGGGGCUUGAAGAACUGCACCCAAAAGGAAGAGUGGUACAGUAACACAGUGACUGCAGUUGUUGUUCCUCCCUAUAUUGAUAGUACAGAAAUUGUUAAAAGGGGAUGGAAGAGAUACAAUUUAAGCUUAGGUUUGGGCCUGAACAAAGUUGCUGGAAAGGUUUUCAGAAUAGGGCAUCUUGGCAAUUUGAAUGAGUUGCAAUUAUUGGGUUGUCUUGCUGGUGUGGAGAUGCUACUCAAGGAUGUGGGCUACCCGGUUAAGCUAGGAAGUGGAGUCGCUGCUGCUUGCGCGUACUUGCAGAACAACAUUCCACUCAUCCCUUCCAGGAUUUGAGUCACCUCAAUGCAUGUAAUUACUUUUCCUUCUGUUGUUCUUGUAAAAAACUGUAUUAUGUCCUCUGCCUGCACUGUUUUGAGGCUCACCACAUUCCCUAUGUAAUUCAAUGCUUCUUGAAUUAA